AUGGAAGGUACCAUCUCUCCUUGUGGUGCAGCUCUAGCAAAGCUCACAGCACAAGGAAAAAAAAUAAAAAUGGAGGCCAGGGCCAGCCAUGCUCCAACUCUUCACACGGUUCAUAUCUCCCGUCGGACCGCCGUGAACGGUGUUUAUGCCGCUAUUUACGCGGCGGCCAUAAUGGCCUUGCUCUAUCACCAUGCACUCACGCUCCUCCACUCCACCACCUUGUCAUCGUCCUUCUUCAUCUCUCUCUGCUUGCUUAUCUCCGACCUUGUUCUUGCUUCCAUGUGGGCCAUGACACAGACUUUCCGUAUGCGUCUGGUUUACAGGAAUGAAUUCCCGGAAAACAUCAAGAAAGUUGCGAAGGAAUCCGAGUUUCCGGCACUGGACGUGUUCAUAUGCACGGCGGAUCCACAAAAGGAGCCAGCUAUGAGCGUCGUGAAUACUGCGAUAUCGGUGAUGGCUUAUGAUUAUCCGACGGAGAAGCUUUCGGUGUAUGUUUCCGACGACGGAGGCUCGGCUCUAACCCUUUUCGCUUUGAUGGAGGCUGCAAAGUUUGCCAGCCACUGGUUGCCUUUUUGCAGGAAGAACAAUGUUGUAGAGCGGAGCCCUGAAGCUUAUUUUGCUGCUAAUCAUUACUCUUCCAGCUUAAAAUCCGAAUCUCAGAAGAUCAAGAUUAUGUACGAUAGCAUGAAAGACAGGGUAGAGAAAGUGGUAGAGAGAGGGAAAGUUGGGCAAGCAGAGUUAGAGCACAUCAACGGGGGAACAGAAGUUGAGGCGUUCAAGAAGUACUGGAGUGAAGGAUUUACACGCUCUCAACACCCCUCAGUUAUUGAAGUUAUCUUGCAAAAUACUCAAGACAAAGACAUCACCGGUCAUUUUUUGCCCAACCUUAUUUAUGUGUCUAGGCAAAAGUCCACCACUUCACCUCACAAUUUUAAGGCUGGUGCUCUUAAUGUCUUAAUUAGAGUUUCAGCUACCAUGACCAAUGCGCCCAUAUUCCUAGUCUUGGAUUGUGAUAUGUAUUCAAAUGAUCCCAAAACACCUUUGCGCCAACUAUGUUACUUUUUAGGCCAUCAAGCUAUACCCAAUUUGGGAUUUGUUCAAUUUCCUCAACGAUUUCAUGGGAUUAACAAGAAUGAUAUAUAUGCUUCUGAAUACAAAUAUAUAUUCCGACUUGAUCCUAAGGGAUUUGAUGGACUUGCCGGUAGUAAUUUUAAUGGCACUGGUUGCUUUUUCCAUCGGCGUGCUCUUUUUGGUAGUCCAUUGUCUUUUCAGCCACCAGAAAUCGCUGAGCUUGAACCAUAUAACAUUGUGAAAAGGCCUAUUAAGUCACAAGAAGUUUUGGCACUGGCUGAUCGUGUAUCAUCUUGCACUUAUGAGAAGCACACCUACUGGGGCUCUAAGAUUGGCUUUAGAUAUGGAUCCCUAGUGGAGGACUACUACACAAGCUUUAGGUUGCACUGUGGAGGAUGGACAUCCAUAUUCUGUGAUCCUGAAAGACCAGCAUUUUUGGGUGAUGCGCCUAUCAACCUCGUUGAUAUCUUAAACCAAACUAAACGAUGGUCCAUUGGGCUCCUUGAGGUGGGUUUCUCAAAAUAUAGUCCAAUAACUUUCGGAAUACGAUCAUUGGGCCUACGCAUGGGCCUUGCUUAUUCGAAUAUAGCUUUUUGGCCCACAUGGUCCAUUCCAAUCACCAUUUAUGCUUUCCUCCCCCAACUAGCUCUUAUAAAAGGAUUCCCAAUCUUCCCCAAGGUCUCAGAAACAUGGUUUUUAUUGUACAUGUUUCUUGGACUAGGAGCAUAUGGACAUAAUUUGAUUAUCUAUGUUUUAGAAGAAGGAACAGUACAAAAUUGGUGGAAUGAUCAGAGGAUGUGGAUGAUAAGGGGACUGUCAUCCUACUUGUUUGGAUUGGUCGAAUAUUUUCUCAAAUGCUUUGGAAUUUCCACCCAAGGAUUCAAUGUGACUAGCAAAGUUGUUGAAGAUGAACAAAGCAAAAGAUAUGAACAAGGAAUCUUUGAGUUUGGAGUCCCAUCACCCAUUUUUGUGCCAUUAACAAUGGCUGCAAUACUCAAUCUGGUAUCAUUCUUUGUGGGGAUUGUACAGAUCAUCAGAGGAAGCAAAUUAAUGGAGGAACUGUUUGUGCAGAUGUUUAUUGCAGGAUAUUUUGCACUGAAUUUUUGGCCAAUUUAUGACUCUGUCUUCCUUAGGAGCGACAAAGGAAAGCUUCCUAGCAAAACUACAGUGCUUGCAGCUUUUCUUACAUGGAUUGUUUAUAAAGCAUCUGGUUUUAUUCUGAGGAAUUAAGUUGAGGAGCUUUAAUUUGCUCUUUAAAUUAUUCAAAGUAUAUAAAUGAUUCUGAGCUCACCUCCAAUAAGCCAAGUUGUGUUAUGGGAAAAAAAAAUGCUACUUUAAGGUAGCAUUAGUGCUGCUGCAGUUUCUUCCACCUCCUACUUUAAUAAUUUUCUAUACAAUUGUAUUCUCAAGU
Ziziphus jujuba (common jujube) is the source of this 2482-nucleotide messenger RNA. Its product is annotated as cellulose synthase-like protein G2. Gene Ontology annotation, biological process: plant-type primary cell wall biogenesis; cellulose biosynthetic process. NCBI's taxonomy places the organism in Eukaryota, Viridiplantae, Streptophyta, Magnoliopsida, Rosales, Rhamnaceae. The transcript is spliced from 6 exons. Gene Ontology annotation, molecular function: cellulose synthase (UDP-forming) activity; mannan synthase activity. Bases 1 to 2301 code for a protein of 766 amino acids. Gene Ontology annotation, cellular component: plasma membrane; trans-Golgi network. The record is from RefSeq and is a predicted model, not a curated record.